Lontra canadensis (Northern American river otter) is the source of this 1776-nucleotide messenger RNA. It is a transcript of the gene CATSPER4, whose product is annotated as cation channel sperm associated 4. Gene Ontology annotation, biological process: sperm capacitation; flagellated sperm motility; transmembrane transport. Gene Ontology annotation, cellular component: acrosomal vesicle; sperm principal piece; membrane. Gene Ontology annotation, molecular function: voltage-gated calcium channel activity; calcium-activated cation channel activity. The coding region runs from base 20 to 1369 and encodes 449 amino acids. The record is from RefSeq and is a predicted model, not a curated record. The transcript has 11 exons. NCBI's taxonomy places the organism in Eukaryota, Metazoa, Chordata, Mammalia, Carnivora, Mustelidae.
GGGAGGAGACUGAGCAACUAUGAUAGGUAACCAAGACAACUGGUGGCAGCAGUGGACCGAUACCAAUAUUAAACCUUUGACUGUCCUGAGGGCCCCUGAUGAGCCCUACGCCCGGCCAGAGGAGCAAGUCCUCAUCAAUCGCCAGGACAUCAUGAGCACCAAGGAUGCCUGGGACAUCCAGGAGUUCAUCACUCGCAUGUAUAUCCAGCAGCUGCUUCGACACCCCGCCUUCCAGCUGCUGCUGGCCUUCCUGCUGGUGGUCAACGCCAUCACCAUUGCUCUGCGCACCAACUCCUUCCUUGGCCAGAAACACUAUGAGUUGUUCUCUACCAUAGAUGACAUUGUGCUGACCAUCCUCAUCUGUGAGGUUCUCCUUGGCUGGUUAAAUGGCUUCUGGAUUUUCUGGAAGGACGGCUGGAACAUCCUCAACUUCCUUAUCAUCUUUAUCUUGCUCCUGGGGUUGUUCAUUAGUGAACUCAAUGUCAACGCUAUCACCUAUACCCUCAGGGCACUUCGUCUGGUGCAUGUGUGCAUGGCGGUGGAGCCUCUGGCCCGGAUCAUCCGUGUCAUCCUGCAGUCGGUGCCUGACAUGGCCAACAUCAUGACCCUCAUCCUUUUCUUCAUGCUGGUGUUUUCCGUGUUUGGGGUCACUCUCUUUGGUGCGUUUCUGCCCAUGCAUUUCCAGAACAUGCAGGUUGCACUGUAUACCCUCUUCAUCUGCAUCACCCAAGAUGGCUGGGUGGAUAUCUACAAUAACUUCCAGAUGGAGACAAGAGAGUAUGCAAUGGAGAUUGGGGGUGCCAUCUACUUUGCCACCUUCAUCACCAUCGGUGCCUUUAUUGGCAUCAACCUGUUUGUUGUUGUGGUCACCACCAAUCUGGAGCAAAUGAUGAAGGCAGGAGAGCAGGGGCAACUGCAUCAGAUAAACUUCAGUGAGGGAGGCAAGCAGGAGCUGGAUGGAAGUAAUGAGCUGCCGGUGGUGCACUGUGUGGUUGCCCGUCUGGAAACGUCUGGCGUCCCACAGGAGCCACUGUCGGCGGGCCACCUGUCUAACCUCUCAGAAAACACCUAUGACAACUUUUGCUUGGUGCUCGAGGCAAUACAGGAGAACUUGAUGCAGUACAAGGAGAUCCGAGAUGAGCUCAACACGAUAGUGGAGGAGGUCCGCUCCAUCCGCUUCAACCAGGAGCAGGAGGAGGAGCUGUUGCACAAGCACUUGUCACUGAACCUGUCGGUGGUGAGCGGCUCCUCCCUGGACAUCCGUGACAUGACCUGCCAGCAAGACUUGAUCACAGCACUCAUCAACAGGGAGAAGGUUCAGGAAUCCAACACAAACAUACUCCUUAACAAACACAAGAGCAGCCGCUGAGAGGCAGAAUGGGAGCCAAGGGGCCUGAACACAUACAGCCAGCGGCAUUUUCCUGCAUCUCUAUGUGACUUGGCACAGUCUGUCCUGAGCCCACCUUCUGCCUUACAGCUAGGCAAAUCCCUGGGGCUGUGAAGGGGGUGGCUUCUCCAGGGCUUGUGUCUGUGAGCCCCAGGUCCGGAGGAAUUCAGAUGGAGAAGGAUGCUGGAUGAGAGAAGGAGCCCCACAGCAAAGAAUGAGCACGGAAAGGGAGCGAUGGCCAAGGCAGCCAAGAUUAGUCCUACGGAUGGACAUCCCUGGUCCCCUGCUUUAGGCCAGAGCUAGCUGGGGCCCAAGAUGACCUAAACACCUAGAGGAGAAAGGUGAAGCCAGUGGGGCCAGGCAUCUAUGUAUUGACAAUAAAGUUUUGU